AUGGAAACCAUGAACCAAACCAUGGUCACCGAAUUCCUUCUCCAAGGAUUUCCUAAACUCAGAAUAUUAAGAACUUUCUUCUUCUUCAUUCUCUUCAUUUUUUACAUAAUUACAGUAAGUGGGAAUCUUUUUUUUAUUUGGCUGGUGGCAUUCGACAGGAUUUUUCACUCCCCCAUGUACUUUUUCCUUACACAGCUGGCCCUGGCUGAUACAAUUCUGAUAACAGAUAUCGUCCCCAACAUGUUGUCGGUCAUGUGGGAUGAAGAAAGGACUAUUCCUUUUUCCUUGUGCAUUACCCAGUUUUAUUUUUUUGCUGACUCUGAAACAUCAGAGUGUUUCCUUUUGGCCGUAAUGGCCUACGACCGAUACGUGGCUAUCUGUAACCCUCUAAGGUAUACAUUUCUAAUGAACCCCGUGUUCUGCGUUAAAUUGGUGUCCAUAUCUUGGCUCUUCAGUUUAUGCGUUGCAUCGGUUGACGCAUCAUCAUUAGUUGAACUUCACUUUUGUAGAUCAAAUGUCAUUAAUCAUUUCUUUUGUGAUCUUAUUCCUCUACUAGAGCUUUCUUGUUCAGACACAUCUUUUAUUAAAUUAGAAAUUCUAAUCAUGUGUAUUCCCGUGGCUUUCAUCCCAAUCAUCAUAAUCACAGUUUCUUACGCAUUUAUCGUUGUUGCCGUCUUUAAGAUCUCCAACGCAAGUGGAAGAUGGAAAGCCUUUAACACCUGCAGCUCCCACCUUAUCGUGGUCUCCAUAUAUUAUGGAUCACUGAUUGGUAUUUAUUUGCUUCCGGGAAAAGGAAAAUCACUAAAUGCCAAGAAAUUCCUAUCUUUGUUUUAUACGGUGCUGACUCCGAUGAUUAACCCCAUCAUCUACAGCCUAAGGAAUCGUGACAUUAAGGAGGCCUUUAAAAAAAUGUCUAUUAAGUGGAUCAAGGUCCUUUAA
This is a messenger RNA of Spea bombifrons (plains spadefoot toad), 939 nucleotides long. RefSeq names its product olfactory receptor 1019-like. The transcript has a single exon. Lineage: Eukaryota; Metazoa; Chordata; Amphibia; Anura; Pelobatidae. The coding region runs from base 1 to 939 and encodes 312 amino acids. Gene Ontology annotation, biological process: G protein-coupled receptor signaling pathway. Gene Ontology annotation, cellular component: membrane. Gene Ontology annotation, molecular function: G protein-coupled receptor activity; olfactory receptor activity. The record is from RefSeq and is a predicted model, not a curated record.